AUGUCCGAAUCAGCGUAUGGCCUUACUACUUUCAGCCCUUCGGGGAGGCUUGUGCAGAUUGAAUACGCAACCACAGCCGCGAGUAAGGGUACAACCGCCCUUGGGGUCAAGGCCAUGGAUGGAGUGGUCAUUGCCGCAGAAAAAAAGACGACAUCUCCUCUUGCUGCAUCUUUGACGGUGCAAAAGGUUUUUGUUCUUGAUGAUCAUGUUGGCUGCACUUACAGCGGAAUUGGUCCCGAUUGUCGGGUGCUUGUUGAUGCUGCCCGAAAAGCGUGCCAAAAGUACCGUCUGACGUACCAUGAGCCCAUGCCGGUUAGUCAACUCGUUCGUCACAUAAGCUCUCUGUAUCAAGAGUUCACGCAAUCUGGUGGUGUUAGACCUUUUGGCUGCUCGCUUCUUGUUGCUGGUGCCGACUCCCAGGGCAACCAUCUCUAUCAGGUGGACCCCAGUGGCACUUUUUGGGCGUGGAAGGCCACCUCGAUUGGCAAGGGAAGCACCGACGCCAAAACAUUCCUGGAGAAGCGCUACACAAAUGAAAUGGAAAUAGAGGAUGCGGUGCAUACAGCCCUCCUGACUCUGAAGGAAGGCUUUGAUGGAACGAUGACAGCAGAAAACACGCAGGUAGGACGGGUGAGUGAGGGAAAGUUUGAGCUUUUCACUGUGGACCAAUUGAAAGACUACUUGGACCAGAUUUAA
Messenger RNA from Trypanosoma cruzi, 696 nucleotides. RefSeq names its product proteasome alpha 2 subunit, putative. Gene Ontology annotation, cellular component: proteasome core complex, alpha-subunit complex; proteasome core complex. The transcript has a single exon. Gene Ontology annotation, biological process: ubiquitin-dependent protein catabolic process. The record is from RefSeq and is a predicted model, not a curated record. Lineage: Eukaryota; Euglenozoa; Kinetoplastea; Trypanosomatida; Trypanosomatidae. The coding region runs from base 1 to 696 and encodes 231 amino acids.